AAAAAGUAUAUGCUAAAGUUAAGCUUCAAAGGUUUUGCUAUUUCUUAAAGCUUUAUGAUGCAUAUAUAGUUCUUUUUCAACUAGCUAUAAAGGAACCACCAGACAGCAAUCAAAAGAUAAGUAUCAAACAAAAAAAAGAUUCUGGAAUUCCUCUUGGCAUUACUGCACCAUUCAGAUCUAUUUGUGGAUGGGUUGGAUAUAAAAUGAAAUUAUUUCUUCAAAUUAAAUCCAGAGGAGAGAGAAGAAUCUGGACAGCUAUAUGCCAUAUUAGAUUUAUUCUGAAUGAAAGUUUAGCAACAAUAAAACAGCUUGUGAAUUUGAGUGCUUCACCACAUUUUUUUCAAUUACUAUCUGAUAAAGACUUCAAUAAUUUUUUAAUUUUAAUUGCAAAUGGAAAACCA
Molecule: messenger RNA, 401 nt
Organism: Racocetra persica
Lineage: Eukaryota; Fungi; Glomeromycota; Glomeromycetes; Diversisporales; Gigasporaceae
Source: the annotation of a GenBank genome assembly